Messenger RNA from Mya arenaria, 3066 nucleotides. RefSeq names its product organic cation/carnitine transporter 2-like. Gene Ontology annotation, cellular component: membrane. Lineage: Eukaryota; Metazoa; Mollusca; Bivalvia; Myida; Myidae. Gene Ontology annotation, biological process: transmembrane transport. The transcript is spliced from 9 exons. Bases 652 to 2178 code for a protein of 508 amino acids. Gene Ontology annotation, molecular function: transmembrane transporter activity. The record is from RefSeq and is a predicted model, not a curated record.
GCACGAUGUAGAUGUGCGUAAGCAAAAUGCACAGGCCAGAACGCAAGAUUUAAUUUUGCUCCAAUUCCGUUCCAUAGUCGAUUACAUGAAGUCCUUUAUAACUCUAUCAAGAAUAAGUCAAGAAAUUAGGUCAUUAACUUUUCUACAGCACUAAUGGAUUUGAAAGGCCACUGCCUUUAUAGGACAGGUGUUUAAUUUGUUGUCUAAACGAUUUUCUAACUGAACUAAACUGCCGUGUUAAUUUGACAAUUAAGGAACUUGCAGGGUCAAACGAACUCACGUUGAACAAACGAUAGUACCCGCUCUGCAUGUUACUGAAUAUAAUUAGCGUUCAAGGAUCUUCAACUCUUUGAAUGACAAUACAUCAAAAGCAAAACACCUUCGGACGGCCUACAUAUAACUCAAGUAUCAAAACAUUAAUUCGAUAAGAAAAUGUAUAUAAAUACCUCUGUUUCUGACUAUGAAUAACCGUUAUGUUAAGAACGUCCUUAUAUUUGCAUGUAUGCAUAUAGAAUUAGCUUUGUCCUUUGAACAUUUCAAUCUUAACUAGUGCUAAGACAGAAUACAUGGAUUGAUAGUUCAAAACUUUGUAUAUAAUUUCCUUUCCUAGGACAGAGGCAUUUACUAAAAGUCGGUAGCCAUUUCCACAGAAUGGAUGAGAAUUUACUGACUCCUGAUGAAGUUAUAGAAGAGCUAGGCGGAUGUGGGCGAUUCCAAUGGCGCCUCAGUAUCAUCGCCCACCUUAUGAAAACUUUAGCCGGCUGGAGCACCGUCAGCAUGCUUCUGAUAUCAGCGACACCGCCAUGGAGGUGUAUGGACAACGAACAUUGUAAUAAUGCCACGUUCAUGGCAACAAGUAAUGAUACUGCUAGCGUAUGUCCGACAAAAUCGUGUUACCAUGGAAAUGCAACGUGUCAGAAUAUACAAUUCGACGACGGACUUAACACCAUUGUAACAGAGUAUAAGUUGGUUUGCGGGAUGGAUUUCAUACCGAGCACAACUAUGACCAUUCAGAUAUCUGGACUACUUGUUGGAAAUCUCGUUUCUGGUCAAAUGGGAGAGCUGUUUGGAAGAAAGAGACCGUUUUUCUUUGCGGUUUUGCUAUUUAUGGUCUUCAACCUCGUCGGGUUCUUUGCCAACCACUGGGUGUUAUUUGCUGUUUGCCGAUUUUUCAUAGGGAUUGGGGUUGGUACAUUUAUGACCAUGAAGUAUGCAUUACUAUGUGAGUUUUCAUUAGCCAGCUGGCGAUCAUGGAUAAUUGGCUUCCCAUCCUGGCCAUUUCAAGCAUGUGUUUUCGCAUUGGUUGCGUGGUUUAUUCAGGACUGGCGGUACAUUCAACUCAUGAUAACGCUGCUUGGAAUUCCCUGCCUUGUAGCUUGGUGGUGGAUACCAGAAAGCUUUCGCUGGCAUGUAGCUCACAAUAGACUAGACAUUGCAGAGGACAUCAUUCAUCACGUUGCUAAAGUGAACGGAAAGACGCUAAAGACUACAGAACAUCUUCUACGCGUUCCAUCUACAUCUGAUAAGGACAAGAAACACACUGUUCUAGAUAUGUUUGCCUCAAGACAACUGAUUGUCGUGUCCGUCUUGUUGGCUUUGAACUGGGCAGCGCUUGGAAUUGUUUCAUAUGGUAUUUUGUUCGGAAUACAGUCACUGUCCGGGAAUAUAUUCUUCAACCUCUUUCUGUUUUCCGUGGUUGGCAUACCAGCGAAAAGCAUAGGGACCUGGCUUCAGAAUAAGUUUGGUCGACGAAUUACGGCAGCUAUUUGUUUCAUAAUGGUGUCUGCAGGAGGGUUUGUAGUCGGCGGUGUACAGUCAGCAGAUGCACCGAACAAGGACAACCUGACGAACAUUUUCGCCUUGAUAUCGUACAUCGGCAUUACAACUGCCUGGGGCCCCAUUCAGACGAUGACAAUAGAAAUCUACCCUACUGUUAUCAGAACCAUCGGAUUUGGUACCCUAAGUGUGUUUGGUCGCAUUGCUGCAAUGGUUGGACCACAACUUGUUUAUUUAGACUCGCGAGUACCUGGUAUAAUGUACCAUGUGAUUGGAGCCAUGGGACUUCUUUGUGCGCUAGGAAGCUUGCGACUUCCGGAAACCAAGGAUAAAAACUUAGCUGAUAAAAUAGCGAAGAGAAACAAAAUAUCUAAUGCACCUGAGUCUAAUAAUGUUGUUUGAAAGUGAUACUUGCAAUGCACAAACUGUAUGUUUGUUCUUAAACAUUGGUAGUAGGCUGUGUAUAACUAGCAUAUAUACAUAUGUUUACCUGUACUUUUAUGUAAACAGACACUCUGUAAACGUUUCUAAUUCAGAAUUUCUACCUGCAAACAACAAUACAUUUGUAUGUUCAGGAAAAUAAAACGAUUAUAAUAAUAAUAAUUUAUCUUCAUAAAUACAUAUUAAAGCAUAGCAUAGAUAUAUCCAUGUUCUUCAAACAAGAGCACAGGCAUUUUGAGCAAUACUAAGUAAUAGAUGACAUAAAAUUACAUUUUAUGAUAAAUAAUGGGCGGAGUGGGCAUAGCUAACUGUCGUAACAUACUACCUCAUUUGCUGACACAUUGUCAGCUCAGAAUCUCACAAGAGGAGUGUGUAUAGGAGAAGUAGGCAGACUUUAUAGCUUCAGCGGAAGUUGGAACUCUAAAUGAAUAAGCCUAGUACUUUCUGAUUGCCUAUCUGCAAUUUCAUAAUUAAUAAUGGGCGGAGUGAGCGUAAUUAACUGGUUAUCUCAUUGGCUGACACAUUGUCAACGCAAAAUCUGAUGCAGGAAUUGUGUAUCGGAUGAGUGGCAGUAGGCGGACCUUUAAACACCCGCGAAAGUUGAAACUCUUAAUGAUUAAGCCCAGUACUUUACGAUUGCUUAUCUGCAAUUUCAUUGCCACUCUAUACCUCCACCAAAUGCUAAAAUUACAGAAAAGAAAAGAAAACACUGCAUCAGAUAUGCAACAGUGCAUAUCUUUAUCAUGGUUAAGCCCACAUGAUAAAUAUAUUUUAAAUAAAAUAGUUAUAAGAGUAUAUAAAUUCAGUUAAAUAACAGUUCGAAAAUUAACCUUUCUAAGGCUGACUCUG